AUGCCGCCUCCACUUCGCAAGUCGUCGCCUGGGCCGCAGUGCCAACACACGAUGAGGUACCGCAGCAACCCCGUAUCCCUUUCCUCUCGGUCACGCUCGCCCUCCCUGUUCGCCAAUGACUCUGAUGAUGAUUUUGUUUACCUUCUGGAGCAUGUCAACACCACGGAAGAGGCGGUUGAGCGCAUCCGUGCGAUGCAGCAGCCAAAGGAACAGAAUCAAGGACGGUUCUUGGGAGGACUCAGAGGCUCUGCGAGGAGUCUUACAGAACCCGUUACAACCUCACCAAACAAGCACCCUGCAUCUCGCAAGAUGAGGGGCAAACUCCCGGCGACAAUGGAAGAAUUCUACGACUCCCCACGCUACACCAUCUCCCUCACUGCUGCCCGGAAAGCCCUCUUCUCUGACGCUCUCUCUGGCUUUCACUCCUACGUAGCGCGUGAAGAAGCGCAGCGUGACCAUCUGUGGACUCUACAGCGCCAUUGCGAUACACAUCACCUCCGAAACAGAGAGCAAGGCGCCGCAAAGCAGCCAACGCAGUAUGUGCACACCUACGACCCUCAAGGCAGUAUUGUCCACAACAGCGCCAUCCCAUCCCUCUCGCUCAGAAUGACGCAGGAGUGGAACACGGCACUUGCCACCUCCUCAGCGUGCCUCGCCAAGCCCGCAGCCAUGCGCGUGGAGGUGACAGGUAGAGUUGAUGAGGAGCAUGGUGCUCAAGUCGGGACUCCCACUUCUGCUGGAUCAUCAAACAAAAGAGCUGAGAACCCCAAUGCCUCACUGGCCACUGCAGGUGCAGGCAUUCCCCCGCCAUCUGCUGUGCCCGGUUCCACUGUGGCAGAGGAGGCUGUCACCGUGGCAGUGGCAGAAGGGACGGGGUCCAGCUUGCAGCGUAUCCCCGCUUCCUACAUCUUUCUCAUGCGCAGCCGUGACACAGAGACGAUGGGCCCGGUUACUUCCCCAGCACCUGCCGCGGCGCCACACAGCGUCACCUUUGAGGACCUGUCACUUCCACCGUCAAGGGACCUGGGUGCGAGCAGCAGGGCAACUGCAGCCUCCGCCACAGGCCUUCAUGUUGACCCCGCUGCCUCCGCUGCUGCGGUGGGUGAACGGGCAAAACAGGUUCCCGCUCCACCUUCCCAGACCCUAGAUUCCGAGCAAGCAAAAAAACUGGAGGCGAUGCAGCUGCACGCGCUCUUGCAGGAGGGUAUCUAUCGGCGUGCACGUACGCCGGUUGUGUUUCGCUAUAACUACUCCCCCGAUUUCGAAGAGACAAUUGAAGAGAGCAAGCUGCGACACCAGCAACUCGAUCGUGCGCUGUGCAACUAUCAGCAACUCGCCGGAGCCAGAGAUCUCACACACGCGGAACGGAGAGAAAUAUCGCGCCGCUUUGCCGAUCCCAACGCACUGGACCACGAGUGGCUAUACGUUUGGGAACAGUUCGAGAGGGACAUCCCCCGCGAGACCCUCUUUGUCGAAGACACCCCGUACCACGACCCCAACGAUGCCUUAGCGGCCAUUUUAAGCUACGUCGAGUGCUGCUACGACAGAGCCCAGAAGCAUAUCAAGGAAAAGUUGACAGCCACCUUGACAGGUGAACAAAACAGCGGUGCUGCCCCCACAGCAGCGGUGGCUGCUGGGGCGGCACCAUUAUGCGGUAGCAACUCUAGCACCAGCUCGACACCGCCGAGAGAGACGACCCUCUUUGAACAUUUCCUCUCCGCAGGUACGGCAGCCCUCAAGGGUGCCGUUGUCAAGAUGCGGUCAAGCCUGCCGGACUUUGUGGGGGAUCCUCUCCUCUCCGUCUCUGGUUACGACCCUGCGCUCUAUCAUGCUUCUCUCUUCUUCCCCACCGAUCCCAAAGCGCGAAGUGCGAAGAUCUUCUCAGCAGUGCGGGAGGUGGUAUUGGCAUGCCAACAGUCCUUCAUGGGGUUCCCGUACCAGCUCCUGUGCGAACAGGUGGGGACAGAGCGGCUGGGGCUGGCACUGGAAGCGUUGGAAAGGGACCAGGCGGAGGACGAUGACUUGGAUGAAGCAGAAGCAGAGAAGACAGCCCGAGUUGCUCUGGUGGACAAAAUGCACGAAGAGGGGGAGGUGGAAACCUCUGGUAGCGGGACGUCGGCCCCUACCCCUAUCAACAACGCAGAAAGGGCGGAGUCCACCUUGAACGAAACCUCCUCCUCACUGCACUCACAGGUGCACGGCUCACGUGUGCUGCGCAUCUACCAUAGUUUUCCCUCCACAGCCAGUGUGGCGAACAGGAGUGGAAGUAACCACCACCGCCGCCGGCAGCACACUGCCCACGAUGUAGACGAGUGGAAUGUGCCACUCUCCUCGAGCUGCUCCUCAGAUGUGGCCUCCUCUUCACUUUCGCCGGUCGUCUCGCCAACAGAGGUAUCGCCGGGGACGUCAGCCCCGCCGCCCGUGCGGGGGGUAGGUAAGCUGCCAGCCGCGGUGAUGAACGUCACUCCGGCACACUGCUUGUCAGAAGAAGAGCGGCGCCGCAAGGAGAACGUGACGCGUCGCCGUCGAGAGCGGCGCCGUCGCAGACGGGAACAGCUGCCCCUGCUGGUUGGUGAACCACGCCCGCACGAAUUUGCUGCCUUUCUCGACAUUGUGCGUUCCCGCGUCAUUGCAAAGCAAGCGAAGGAUGAGAAAAAUGAGAUGGAACAGCAGCAACGUCAGAGGGUAGAAAACAUGCUGAAGCGGCAGUGCGAACAGCGGGACAGUGCAUCAGCGUCUCGCCAGGGAUCGCGCCAAGGCCCUCAUCAAAUUUCCUCUGCCCCUCUCAACACAGCGCAGCAAACAGGUGAAGAUUCUUUACCACCGACCACAAACCAGUCGGCAAAGUGUGCUUCCGCAGAAGUUGCAGCAGCCACCGCACAGCCCACGGGCGCCGCCUUAGCACCUCGCAAACUAUUUCGCGAAGAUGUUGAGGGCUCCGCGUAUCUGAUUCCCACUCGUUCCACCUCUGCCGCAGUGGAGCCGCUCUUGUGCUCUCCUCUCUUACCACUCUCUAGCACCUCAACUCGAAAGGUCGCGGCGUCACCCGAGACGCGCGGGAUGCGUAUUUUACUCUUCUUUGACGACAAGCGCAACGCGCCUGUCGUCGUGGUGAACAAGCUGUUCCGCCUGUUCAUAAUGCCGGGGCUGUGCAGCCUCACCUCCUCCGAAGACGACACCACAGAAGUGCUGAACAACGAAAUGACAGCGAAAGCAGGCACGGCUCACCCGAACCCUCCUGCGCACAAGUCGGGUGCCGGGCGCACGGGCAACUCGGAGAAGAACCUGCUCCUUCUUAUUCAAGUCCAGUUUUCGCUCUUUUUGGAGGAAGAUGCGGAAGUUCGGUGGAAGUGGUGGAAGCUGUAG
This is a messenger RNA of Leishmania braziliensis MHOM/BR/75/M2904, 3366 nucleotides long. RefSeq lists its product as hypothetical. The record is from RefSeq and is a predicted model, not a curated record. Lineage: Eukaryota; Euglenozoa; Kinetoplastea; Trypanosomatida; Trypanosomatidae. Bases 1 to 3366 code for a protein of 1121 amino acids. The transcript has a single exon.